CUUUGUGAACAGUGAAUAAAGAAUUUUAAAAAGUGUUUAAUUCGUUAAAAAAAUGUUUUUUAAAAUAAGGAAUAGUUUUAUAUUAGUUUGUGAAAUAAUAAUUUUUUGUUGUGUAUUAUCAGCAUUUGAGAAUGUUAAUGGAAAAUGUAUCAUCUAUAAAUCCGAUGGGACUGAAAUGACUGAGAACGAAUGGUCUGUUGGAAUGUAUAUACCAAUUAUUGAUAACUGGACGGAAACAUCUUUAUUGGCAUCACGGACGAAAAAUAUUAAAUCUAUAGAAGUUAAUUUAAAUACCAUUCGUUCUAAUUACUUCAACAUUGGCUUGGAUCCUGUUUAUAAUUUAUUGACAAUAAAUUUGACUGAUGAAUUUGCAAAUUACGAAGUAUAUGAGACAGUAGAAGUAGUUGAAGUGAAGAUUAACUUUGAUUGCGAGUCAUCUGGUGAAAAAUCAAUUGUAAUUAGUCUACCAAUAACAGACUCUAAUAAUCAUGAUCCAGAAUUUAUAAAUGCUCCUUACGAAUUUACAAUGGGAAUGCCACUUCUGAAAAAUUAUUCUUUUGAGUCUCACGGCAUAGCCAUCAUAGCAAGGGAUAUUGACAUAUCAAAUAAAAAUUUAUCUUUCAGCUUGAAAUCUGAUAACGGUAAAAGUAAUGGAUUUUCUAUACUUUGGUCUGGUCAAAGUAGUGAUAACAGAAACAAACCGAUUUUCAAGGCAAUUUUAAUUACAACAGAGUUAAUAGACCUACACGAAAAUGUAACAUUUACUAUAGCUGCUCAGGAUACUGGACAACCCGUUAGAGAAACUAAUACGACAAUCACCAUUAAUGUGGAAAGAGCUAGAUCUACAUUAAUGUUUUCAAAAUCACUAUAUAUCGCUGACUGCAGGUCCGCAGAAGUUGGAAAGGAUGCAGAUAUUGUAUUUGACCAAAAAAUUGUCAUAUUAAGAGGGGCUGAGCUAAAUAUAAAUAUUACUAUUUUGAGUAAUCCCACAGGAUAUGAACAAAAUUUUCAGUACGAAAUGGUAUAUGAAACAUCAAUGAUCUCUUUAAAGUUAAAAAAUCCACCUGUUACAUUAUUAACCAUGAAUUCUAUGCUUUUGGAACUUCAGAUCUCAAAAAUAGGAUCUUUAACUUCUACUGUAUUAUUUAUUAAGUUGCCAGGUAUAAGCGAUUCAACUUUUCCACCAAAACUGUAUUUUAAAAGUGAAUUUCACAGAUUAGAAAAAGAUUUCUCUUUCACUGGUACUUUAAUAGCUGAAAAGGCUGAUUUAGAAAAUGUCAAUGGUGAUAUCAACUACAGCAUUAGAUACGAAUCAAUAGGUGAAGAUGAAAAAAUUUCUAUUGAUCGAAUAUCUGGAGAAGUGAAAGUUAUUAAAAUGCUCUCUCCAGGAAUUUACACUUUUGACAUCAUAGCUAAUGUGACUGAACAUAACUUAUCAGCAAGAACAAAGGUAUUGUUAGUAAUUACCCAUAAAGAAAUUGACUAUGCAUUACGUAUUAUAGAAGUUGAAGAAGAAUCGCCUCAUAAAGAUAUUUUAUCACUUGGUAGUGAAUUUUGCGAUUACACAAUCCAGUCUCAAACUCCUGACAAAGGUUGGUUUUACCUUGUCAAAAAUAGUUUAUAUUCGAAUGCUAUUGACCGUGAAUCAACUGAUUUUUUAAACUACUCCAGUGCUCAAGUAAGAUUAGAGAUUGAAGUUAUCUGUCCAUCGAAUCAUCUAAAUGAUAAACAAGUUAAACGUGCCACGGAAUAUAAUGUCGCUAUAGGAAAUAUAUUAUUUAAUUAUUCUCAGAUGCAUAUUAUUGCAAUUAUAACUGAUAUUAAUGAUAACGAACCAGUUUGGGAUACACAAAUUCCAAAAACUAUUGGAUAUCUGGCAAAGGAAUUAUCAAAAUUCGUGUUAACUCCUUGUGUGUAUAAUCUAUCGGUGAGUAACUUUGUAAAUCUUGCUGAUAUUAUAUCCGUUUCACAAAGUUAAACUUUCUUCAAACCCAAAAAAAUUAAACAUUUUUGGGAAGUAGGACAAAAUAAGUAACCAUGUCUAUCCGCUUUACCCAAUCGAGUCGUAUAUUCCCGUCGUCAUUUUCGUUCCCGGUCAUUUUCCCGAAUCUAAUUUUCCGAAAGACGCUCUCCCAAAUUACAAAAUUUCCGAAUACAUUUUUCCCGACUGUCUAUGUUCUCGAAAAAAAAUUUCAUUAAAAAUAAGUGGAAAACAUUUAUUAGAAAAUAUGACAUACAGUACAAAGCUAUAAAAAUAAACAACACAAAAAUAAAAUACUAUAAAAAUGAAUAUAUAAAUUUUACAAUGCUAUGUAAUAAGAUAAGGCCUGCAAAUAAUUUAAAAUGUCGUCAUUGUUUUUGUAUUCGUCAUAUUGCGCACAUUAAGACACUCUUAAUAAGCUUUACCAUCUUUACGUUUAGAACGUUGAACAUAUCCACCUGAAACUAAUUUUGUACCCAAAUUACAAGCUUUAUCGGUCUCCAUUAACAAUAAUUUUAUAAAAAUAUAAAAAAAUAACAUUUAAAAAACUAACAUAAUUAAAAAAAUAAAUGCCUCGCUACUAUGACAGUUUACCCAGUUUAAAAUAUUGCUUCGUUGCUAUGGAAACAAAUCUCUCUUCUUUCUCGGGAAAAAAAAAUUUGGCACAUUACUUAUUCGGAAAAAUGGUAUUCGGAAAAUUAGAUUCGUGAAAAAUGUAUUCGCGAAAAUUGUAAUUUGGGAGGGCGUCUUUUGGGGAAUUAGAAUCGGGAAAAUGUACGGUAAUCAGUUUAUUAAGGGUGAGGCGACCAACCUUAAAUGAAAGGUGACAAGAUGUCUUUUGAAAAUUAUUAUCUUCUUAUAAAAUUUGGAAUCUGGGUGUUUUUGAGAUCGAUGAUAACAAAUCUUAUG
Leptopilina heterotoma is the source of this 2890-nucleotide messenger RNA. RefSeq lists its product as uncharacterized. Bases 53 to 1978 code for a protein of 641 amino acids. Gene Ontology annotation, cellular component: membrane. The transcript is spliced from 11 exons. Gene Ontology annotation, molecular function: calcium ion binding. Gene Ontology annotation, biological process: homophilic cell-cell adhesion. The record is from RefSeq and is a predicted model, not a curated record. NCBI's taxonomy places the organism in Eukaryota, Metazoa, Arthropoda, Insecta, Hymenoptera, Figitidae.